Thamnophis sirtalis is the source of this 1155-nucleotide messenger RNA. Lineage: Eukaryota; Metazoa; Chordata; Lepidosauria; Squamata; Natricidae. The record is from RefSeq and is a predicted model, not a curated record.
CGGAAGCUGCCCCGUGUCUUGGUGACCUGACCUUAGCAGCUGAGGGGACAAACCUUGGCAGCCAGCCUCUCCACCACCAGCCCAACCCAUUGGAUCAGGCAGCUCUCCACGACCAUGCUCUGUAUUGCAUCCCUGGGGAAGCAGCAGCUCUGAAGAACCUGGUGAGGAAGCUGCAGGACACUUUGUCCCACCAGAGCGAGCUCCUCUUCAGCCUGCAGAAAACUGUAGAGGACCAGGAACUCCAGUAUCAUGAACUUCAGGAAAAAGCAGAAGCCAAGAAAUGCCAUGUUCUUGCUGAUCUUGAAGCCCAUGUUUCUCAACUUGAAGCCAGGAACCAGUACCAGCGGGAGCCUCGGGGGCCAUGUCUGCAGAAGGAGCAGGAUGCCCGCAGUGCCACCACCCUCUCACUGAAAGAUCAAGUGAGGGGGAAGCUUGAGGGCCGAGUGCAAGAUGAGGUUUUCUCCCUGCAGGGUGUCAACACCCACAGCAAGUGGUUGAGGUUCUACACAGGCUUUGAUGGAUACCCUCGCCUCAGGGCCUUCUUGGACUUCCUCCUGGAGGGGGAGAGCCUGGAAAAUGGCCCUGCCUGUGCCCUCAGCUCCGAAAACCAGCUCUUCUUGGUGCUUGUCCGGUUGCGCUUGGGUCUCCUUCUCCAGGACCUGGCUUUUCGCUUCCGUAUCUCUGAAUCCACAGCCUGCCGCUACUGGAUGACCUGGAUGGAGCUGAUGGAGCGGAAACUACGACAGCAGGUUCCAGUUGCCUUCAGCCAGCGCUAUGUAGAUGCCUUCAAGCCACAACAGCAACUUCGACAUCACAACAUGAUGCUGGUGGCUCUGGACUGUGCAGAGCUUUUUUUCGAAGCCCAAGGAAGGACGCGAGGCAAACGAUAUGGCUCUCGGAGUCCUCGGGCCCACUAUUCAAUCCAUGGGUCUGCUCUGGCCGCACCUAGUGGCUUCCUCACUUUCAGCACAGGAACAGACCACGAGUUGCCCACACUGCCUCCAUUCCUACAGGCAGGACCUGUGGAGUUGACGGCUGAGCAAGAGGCUGCCAAGAGGCAGGACUGUUCGGAGAUGACGAUGAAUUCUUCCUUGGAGCAAAAACCUUUCUGCUUUCCUUGAUCAUGGAUAAAAUAAAGGCAACAUUCACAUGUCA